GCACUAUGUCGUGCGCCGAAGGGUAGAAACCCUAUCCGCACUACAAAAGUCGUGCCGGCAAGGCAUCGUAUGGUAUGCGCACUACGACCCCGGAAAGAAGCGAAAGUAGUGCGAAUAACAUAAUGUUUUUACAGCGCACUAUUAGUGUUCAUUUUAACGCUUCUGAUAUACGCCCUACAACUUAAAUUAAUGCCUACAAACGUCUCCGAUGCUUCGGUUUAUUAUUUUAAUGCGAAACAGUGGUUAUUUACUCGUUCGUUCAUGUCAGAUAAGUAUUUUUCCUUGUGUUAUUGCUUUCAUAGGUACCUAACCUCCGUGUUUCUAUUGGGAAAAUGUAAAACAACUUUCUUUUGUAGUUUUUUUUCUUGUUCGUAGGUUUCUUCACCUAUUCUGAUAUUUGAAACGUUAAGCGUUUUCCUAGUUCUUCGUUUCCGGUGUGACACGUUUCUCGGACGUUGGGAGUGUGGUGAAAGCAGUAUUUCAAAGAUGCAGGAAAAUGACUGGAAGCCUUGUCUCCAGCAGAUUUCAAUUCAUUUUCUGAGUUCGAAGCUCUGCUCAAUGCCUACUCUGAAAGGACUAUGACUGUGUGGGUAAUCAAGCACUCCAGAGCGGUUGAAACAGAGAACAAGCUCUUGCAAGCCCUCAAUAAGGAAUUAAUCAAUCCUGAUAUUAAGUAUAAGUAUCUUACAUAUACUUGCAAGUCUGGGGGCAAACCCAGAAUUGGCAGUGGAAAUGGUAUACGAGUGAAUCAAAGUACUUUCAAAACAGGUUGCCCUGCCAGAAUAGGUUUAAAAUAUGUCAAGGAUACUAAGAAACUAGUGGUAUCAGAGGUUAAUUUAAAACAUUCUCAUCCUGUUACUGCAAACAUUAAAUCUUGCUACCCAGAGGGCAGGCGACUCGACAAGGAACAGAGUCAAACUGUUGAAAAUCUCCUGAAAGCCAAGGUGAAGCCCACUAUGAUUAGAAACCUACUUGCUGGUCAGACUUCAACUAAAGUUACGACAAGGGACAUUGCUAAUGCAAGGGCAAGAAUGAAGAAAGCAGCGCUGGGUGGCCUAACAGAAGAAGAGAAGUUACUGGAUGUCCUUCAAGAACUAGUGGACGAGGACCCUGGGGCCAACAUCCACGUAGGGCAAGACAAAGAGGACAACAUGGAAUUUUUAUUCUUCCAAACCUCUGAAAUGAAGGAGAACAUGGCGAAGUAUCCGUCUGUCACGAUCAUGGACACUACCUAUAAGAUUAACAAAAAUCAAAUGCCCGUGGUAGUGUUCAUGGUCAUGGAUGGACAUGGCGCUGGUCGGGUGGGGGGCUAUGCCUUUGUAGCUAAUGAGCUGAAGGUUACCCUGAAGAAAGUGCUGGAGUGCCUUAAACAGUCACUUGGAAAUGACACAGUCCAAAAAAUGAAAGUGGUUGUGGUGGACAAGGACUAUUCCGAAAUAGGGGCAUUGAGAGAGGUCUUUCCACACUGCAGCAUACAGCUGUGCGACUUUCAUGUUUCAAAAACAUUUAAAAAAAAAACUAGUGAAUUGCAUGAACCUCCAGUUGUACUUGAAAUCCUAACAAAGUUAAGAUAUUGCACAAAUAAUGAAAAGUUUGAAGAAUUAGUGACAGAAUUCAAGGCAGUUGCUAGUGAUGCUAUGAUUAAGUACUUUGACGAGAAUUGGCUAACAAUUAGUGAGGGUUGGUCAUCCAGAGAUCGUCACGACAGUUUGGGCAACACCACAUCUAAUAGAGUCGAAAACCAUAAUGGAGUAAUAAAACUGGUUCUUGAUCAAGAUAAUGCUUUGUGGGAAGCAAUCAAAGGCCUUACUGAUCUCUUCAGGAACAAACAAGAAGAUGUGAUGUUCAGGGAUACUACUGAAAGUAUCAAAAGACAAUACAUAAUUGGAAACACAGACCCUGUUCUGGGAAAAAUUGUCUCAGAAUUCACCAAGUUUGCAGCCAAUUACAUGAGAGACCAGUAUAAACUAUCAGAAAAAGUGGAAGAAAGUUCCAUUCAUGACCAUCAAUCCACCACAACUUACUGCGCAUGUGUCACUCGGUUGUCCUUCAGACUUCCCUGCCGACACAUAAUGCACUUGCGGCUGAAAGAAGGAUUACCCCUGUAUGAAAGGGGUGAAAUAGACCCUAUGUGGCUGCAAGAAUCAGUCGAUGUACCUGUAACACAGGCAUGCUCUCCUGGUGUUGUAGUUGCACACAGAAUGCCAGCUAGGAUUGUGCCCACUAAUAGCCAGCAGAGGUUCACAGUUGCAAUGGACAUUGCCAAAAAACUGUGCAAUGUUCUAGCAGAAUGUGGCACGAGUCAGUAUGCCCACCGCCAUCAGCAACUGAAAGAUCUACUAGAAAUGUGGACCAAAGGGAAGGAGAUUGCUAUUCUUGAAGUUGUUGCAGGCUCCAAUGGUACUCACAGUGUCAUCACAAAUGGGGCUGCUCAGAACCUUGGUCAGGGGGACAAGAUUGAGAUUGUUAUUGCUGAAGACGAGGUGGUUGAAGAACAGGUGGUUCAAGAACAGGUAGUUCAAGAAAAGGCGGCUGAAGAACAGGUGGUUGUACAACAGACCAUUGAAGACCAGACUAUGACUGAUACUGCGAUGAUGGCCAAUCGGACUGUUGUUCAGGAAAGGGCAGACUGUUUCUCCAGCACUGUGCAAGAGAAUUUGAAUAGACUAACAGAGACACUGCCACCUUUGUGCAAAUGCAGACGUCCCACCAAAAGGUUGACUGUUGUAAAAGAAGGCAUUAACAAAGGCCGCAUGUUUUAUUGCUGUAAUCGUCCUAAAGAACAGCAGUGUGGCUUUUUUCAAUGGAUUGGCAAGAUAAAAGUGCCCAGAGCCAUUUCACACAACAGUGUUCGAAAUGAAUCUGUUGAUUUGGAUGAUAUCACUUCUCAGCAAGUUACUAAAGUAGUAACGUAUGCUACCGUCCACCACAAUGUUGGCAAUCAAUCUGUAAAGAAGAAUGACUCUUCAACAUUAUGGGAAGAUAAUGAUGGUAAUGAUGAAAUGCUCUCCUUACUUGUGGAUCAAAUAGAUGAAGAAGAAUCGCAAAGCAGUCAAGAUCAAGAAGUACAAAAUAGUAAUGAACCAGAUAAAAAAAACAAUGAAGAAUUUGAAAGUGAUGAAGAAUCUAUUGAAGAAAUAAUUCUUGAAGAAGAACAGGAGGCAUCAUCUGCAUCAUUAUGUAUUAGGAAUUUGGUUCCCACACUGAAGUUGCCUACAACCAUCAGACAUAAGGGAAGGCCGAGAGGCUUAGGAAAAACAACUAAUUAUUAUCAACGCAAAAUUAAGGGGAAAAGUCAAAUUUCAUGUCCUUCUGCCAAGAAAGAACAUCAGCUAUUAGUAAGGACAAAUAACAGCAAAGAGAUCAGCUCCAAAGAUGUAUAUAAAAAAAACCCUGGACUGUGGGAAGUGAAAUCACAAAGCAACCCUAAUUCUGUCUACUCCAUCAACGUUCAUCAGAACACCUAUUCAUGCUCUUGUCCAGACAGGUUCCGCCCUUGCAAGCAUAUCCUGAAGAUCCAGGAUAUGAUUGCAAAUGAAAUGAGUGGAGGUAUCCGUUUUAUUUUUGCUAUCAUCAUGAAUGGUGUAAAUAUUCUCUAGCAGGUUCAGUGCAGGUAGUUUGGUAAAGAUCAUAAUCAGUAGGAUCUUUUCAAUGUAGUGGGCCUCAGUGCUUCUUGCUUUUAUGAUUUUAACUAACAUGAGCUUUGCGCAGUAUUCCCUAUCUAGUAACUAACAUGGGAUAAUUUGGCACAUGAACCAGGUAUUUUUUGUUCUAGCCUUAAUUCUGCCUUGGAAAACUAUCAGAAAGG
Molecule: messenger RNA, 3808 nt
Organism: Thrips palmi
Lineage: Eukaryota; Metazoa; Arthropoda; Insecta; Thysanoptera; Thripidae
Exons: 11
Coding region: 579-3599 (1006 amino acids)
Molecular function (GO): zinc ion binding
Source: RefSeq, a predicted model, not a curated record